GCUCCUCAGAGCGCUCCACGUUCCCUCAUAAAUCCAGCCGGGAGCGGCGGAAUUAAUCCGCCUGAAAAUGGCGGGAUGGAGCCUAAACCCCCUGGGAUUCAGCCUAAAAAUCUCCCGAAUCCAAUCUGGUGCUUCCCAUGGAUUGGGGCGGUACUGGUGAUGGGCGGGACGGUGAUGUCAGUCCCUCUGGCUCCGGCCGUUUCCGGCGCCUCCCGAUCCCGCUCGGGCAUUUCCGCGAGCGCCGCCGCCGGGGCCGGUUCUGGGCCGGGACCGGCGCCUGUCCCGGGACUCCUUCGCCACCGGAGCGUCCCCAAGGUGUCCCCAGAGCGUCCCUGCCGGGUCACCAGUGAGCAUGGAGAACCAAAAGUCGCUGAAGGCGCUGGUGGCCGUGGUGGCCACCCUGGGCGAGGUGGUGGCCGCUGUGACCGGGUCACACAGGGACGUGCGGCGGCGCGUGUCCCCAAAGUUCCUGCACGCCGCCCUGAGGAGAUUCACCCAGAGCCUCCAUGAGACCCUGGACCACGGCGAUGUCACCUCCAUGGGCCACUCCGGUGUCCCCUCCCUGGUCCAGGCCCUGGCUGCCUUUGAACCCACCCCAGAGGCCUGGGAUGAUGUGAGAGCCGUGGCCAAGGCCUGGUGGGAGUUGGUGGCCGCGCUGGAGGAGAGAUGGAAACUCCUGGCCUGGGAGGCUGCUGAGCUCUGUGUUGUCUAUGAGCAAAUGGAUCCCGCCCGAGCCAGGGACCCACAGGACGAGGCCACCCACCGGGGGACAGCUUGGGACAACCUGGUGGCCUCCACGGUCCGGUGGUCGAUGGUGGCCCUGGAUAGGGAGGAGGAGGAGGAGGUGGCCUCAGUGGGGGCCAUGCGCGAUGCCCAGGAGGCAGCGGCUACCAGCGAGGAGGAAGCGGCCACCAAUGAGGCCAUGGACGAGGCUGUGGUGGCCACCAGCCGGGCAAGGGUGGCCACCAGGAGGGGACAUUGGGCAGAGGCAGCCCUGAAGCCGCUGAAGCGCUUGGUGGAAGCGUGUGACAAAGCCUUGGCGUUCACCAGGAUCAUGGAGUUCUACCUCUCGGAGAUCAAGUUCAUCCUGAAGUGGGGAGAGCCGGCGUCCCGCAGUGUUCACGCAGACUUGGUGGCCACGGUGGCCGAGUUUGAGUGGCUGUGGGAGGCCAGCGCCCGCCUGUUCAGGGAUCAUCUGCUGGGGAUACUUGAGCUCAUUAACAACCUCCUCUUGAGUCCCUAUGCUGGCCCAGGUGUCCCGGGUGGCCCAGGUGGCCCCGGCAGCCGCGCAGUGGCCGAGAGGUGCCAAGAAGCCAUUGAGGACAUCCCGAGGCUGCUGUGGGGACAGUGAUGUCACCACUGUGAUGUCAUUGGGGCAGUGAUGUCACUGGGGAGACUUGUGGAUACUCAGUUGCCACCAGCUCCUGGGGUCACCAAGAGCCUGUAGUAUAUGGUAGAGUUAAUUCAUGCUAUAGAUAUAGAUAUAUGUGUGUAUAAAAUAUUGCAAAGAUUCGAAACUU
Molecule: messenger RNA, 1520 nt
Organism: Melozone crissalis (California towhee)
Lineage: Eukaryota; Metazoa; Chordata; Aves; Passeriformes; Passerellidae
Exons: 2
Coding region: 353-1351 (332 amino acids)
Source: RefSeq, a predicted model, not a curated record